CGCAAAAAUAGGGUGCUUCCUGAAACCGCUGCCAAUUCGGCAUUCGGCGCCCUUCAGGGAUGUGCGGGUUGUGCUAUGCCCACGAGGUGUACCAUUUCGUUGCGCGGUUCGUGGUCUGCUUUUGCAUUGGGUACUUCUUCAUCACCCUCUUCGAGCCAUCCUUCCUCUCCCUGACACAGUACGGGACUCGCGACUACUUCUACCCAGAGAUCACCGAAACGUAGGCCAAGCAAAGGCGCCCCGCUCGACAAGCCGGCGGGCAGGGCUUCCUGUGUGUCUGUCGUUCUUCGGUGGUGCAGGUACGGCCUGCAGUUUUACCGUCUGUCAGUGGAGCUGGUGCCGCUGACCAACGCGACGGCGACGUGUGGCGACACCUCUGUCGACUCACCUCUGUUCGGCCGUGGCGAGUUCAAGGGCUGCAAAGUAACUCACCAUCAGAGUGCCGAGGAUCCCGGCGACCGGCAUUGUGACUGCGUGGCGCCCUAUGGAUGGAUGCACCAGCAAAGCGUCGAGAGAGGCGACACGGAGGCAGCGGCCAUGUGGCGGGACUUGCGGGCAGCCGGCGUUGUCAUGUACGUCUUCGGCAGCCUCACGAUGGUUCUUGUCGUCCUCAGCACCUUCUGGCUACUUCCCGAUGUGGCUUCGAAGAUGAGGCGCGGCCGCUCGACCCACCCGCAGGAUUUGAUUGCUGCCGUUCUGUUCACGGCUGCAGCGGUGCUCUGCCUUGUUGGGGGUCUGCUCUGGAGGUCUUUGGGCGGCUCGGCGCGAUGUGCUGAUUUGGUGGAUGCUCGAGUCCUCUUUGCGGCGCCCACAUGCGAGAUGGGCCGCAGCGGCAUCGACGCCAUGUUUGUCACUCCGCCGCUUCUUGCGGUCACCUCUUUGUUCCAGUGGCUGUUUGUGCAGGACCGAGUGCGUCAUGAGAGGUGGAAAGCGGCCAGGAUAGCGCAGCUGCAGGCCAAUCAGAACCAGCCCGCGCCCCAGACGGUCGGCAACGCCGCGGGCAACCCACAGGACGACGUCGACGACGCCGAGACGGCCGCAGGAUCGAAUGUGUGAGAGCCAGCGGGGGGCACGUGGGAGUGGAAGGCCCUCAGAGGGGCCGGCCGAUUGAGGGCAGCCGGUGCCUGCUUCCUUUCCUGGACUUUGCUGGUUGUUGGUUGCCCUGCGGCACUCAAGAGAGGGGGGGCUGCCCAGAGUGGGGCAGGGGAGGCAUCACAUGUAUGUGGCGCGACAAGAUGCCUGCGGGCAGUUAGACCCAGUCUCACAGAAGCCAGAGAUGCAGUCAGUGAUUUUUCAUGUGGUAUGCAUGCCCUUUACGCCCGCACUCGUGCCUUUAUUGAUGCAUAGCAGCAGCCUUCCGUCCGUCCGUCCGUCCGUCCUUGUCCCUGGGUCGGCUGUGGGUGCGGUGCACUCAUAUUGGCCAUGUACAACUAUGACUCCGGACGUCUGCUGAGGACGGAGAGAGGUGAUGUGUCUGGCUUGUGUACAAAGACCUGCAUUCGUGUGCACGUGUGUGUGUGUGUGUGUGUGUGAGGGCCGUUGUUGUGCGUGAGCGGCCCUUAUCUUUAUCAAUCAGUAUUCCCGGG
Messenger RNA from Vitrella brassicaformis, 1586 nucleotides. The record is from the annotation of a GenBank genome assembly. NCBI's taxonomy places the organism in Eukaryota, Vitrellaceae.